AUGUUGCCGGAUCUCUCCCCUCAUUUGCACACUAGAGAAUGUAAUUUUCUUAUCGAACUUCUCAAAAGAUGUAAUGAAGAGAAAACUAUAGGUAAACUCUUUGGUCAGUGUUCUUACUGGGAUGAAGCUGUUUGGCAAUGUACAAAGAAGGAACGCAUUUGGCGAAGAGAUAACAAUCCCCGGUACUCGAAACGCAUCGUUGAAUUACGCAAUUUGCCGGAAGAGUACUGGACACCUGUGCUGAAGAAAUUAAAGGACGAUGGGGAAUUGAGCUUGAUCCCGCUCAUGUUCGUGAUCUACGUCUCUGGUCUUUUCGCAGAAAGGUCCCAAAUUAGUCAGUUUCUUGGUAUGCUGCCUUUGAAAGAAAAAUCUUUCGAAGAUGCUGCUCUUGGAGAUCGUCUCGAGGACUCGUUAGGGAUUCAUUGUCAACUGCCCUCCACUCGUCACCAUCCCUAUCGAACCAGACGCCUUAGUGGUGGAUCAACUUGUUCCUCUGAUUGCUCACAACCAAGCCCAAGUUCAGUAAGUUCACUCCCUGACUCACCUCACCCAGCAAUUCGAACUUCACGAGACAUACAAAUCUUCGAGAGACUCCGUCGCUUUGUCCCGUCAAUAAGCUCGGAAAGGAAUGCAUUCAGGAUGCUCGUUGACUAUGUCUCACAAGUAAUGGAACUCGAACAAAGAGUGGACGAACCGGACGAGAAGGUUGAGAUCAAACCGCAAUUGAGUGCUGGGAUGCCACAGUACAGAUGCAGUUACAUGUAUCAUCUUCCGCCAUCUGCAACCUAUAAUAAUGAGGUGUUCCCGGACGAUUUGGCGGGCGUCGACGUUAGCGCGUUCAAGCAUCUGAUCUGCUCACAACCUGUUCGUAUCGAUGCGAGCCUUUUUCAAUGA
This is a messenger RNA of Necator americanus (New World hookworm), 894 nucleotides long. RefSeq lists its product as uncharacterized. The record is from RefSeq and is a predicted model, not a curated record. The coding region runs from base 1 to 894 and encodes 297 amino acids. NCBI's taxonomy places the organism in Eukaryota, Metazoa, Nematoda, Chromadorea, Rhabditida, Ancylostomatidae. The transcript has 9 exons.